AUGACAACUGAAAAAGGCACAGGUACGAACUUUGGUAUGGGUAGAGCGUUGCACAAUCAAUCUUCAACUCUGGUGGCUCGUAGUGGAAGGUACUUGGGCAGCGACACUAGAGAGGCUCGCUGGAUAAGAAACCUGGAAGCUACAAAGUCAUUUCUGGCCGCCGUAACUAGGAAUAUGCACCAACUACCAUGCACCGAACGUGCUCAAUAUAUUAUGGAACAAGCCAUGAAAAAAGGGAGGUUUCGUUGGGGGCGGAGUGCAGAGCGUGUCGCUGGCGCUUCUAUAUGUCUGGCGCUCAGAGAAUCUGGUAGAGCCGAGUCGAUUCGUGAGGUAGCAGUUCAUAUACAAUGUCGCCAAGAACACCUGGCACGAACUCACCGCCGAGUUGCGAUAUUACUUAGUAUUAAAAUCGAGCCGCUCGAUCCAGCUCUACUAGUUUCAUCAAUAUGGAAUUACACCCAGGAAUGCUUGACGGCUUCCGCUUCAUUAUUCCCUACCGAACUCUCCAAGUUUCUUUCUGACUUGACUUCGUUCAGCCAAUCAGUGCUAAACCUUGCACACCAACUGUCCAAUUUAAUCCUUCGAGUCUCUCUGACCAACGGCCGUCAAUCGAACAUAGUGGCAUGUGCCCUUUUUAUGGUUUCACUAUCAGGCCAAGCUGGAAAACCCAUACCAAAACCUGGAGUACUUGCGUCAGUCCUCGGCGAUCGAUUUGGAGGUGCUGCUAGGAGUAUCGCUGACCGUAUUAGGGAGAUAGAGAGGCUUAUCGAGGAUUGGAGGCAUGAAUUACCGUGGGCAGAUACAGAUCUACCCGCCAACUCGCGGAAACGAACCAUCAAAGUUGCUACCUGGAUCAAGGACGUCAUUCACUUCAAGGACGACCUUUGGUCAAAACAAAUUGAAGCAGUGGCCCAUGCGCAUUAUAGUCCAUCUAUUGAGGACGAUUUCGACGAAGGAGAAGAUGAUACGAGCUCGUGCACUGGCUCUUAUUCUACAGUUGGUUCAAAGCGCAGUAGUAACGGGACCCAGAGUACAUCCAACAGCAAGCGACCUCAUCUAGAUCGUGGUUACUACGACUCUGGCCGACCACGCGCAUAUGUAGUUGAGCAAUCCAAAGCGCGCCCAAGUGCCCAGGCAACCAUUCUGGCCUCAUUACUCGACCCAUUCUCCUGCUCUAUCUCGACGCCUUCAACACUCGGUUCUGCCUGGGAUGAACUCAAAAGAAGCGACAGUGUCGCGGAUGAGGACUUAUUCGAAGAAGGCGAGCUCGAAAGAUUAAUCCGAUCUGAUGAGGAUGUUCGAGCACUUCGGGCCCGCUGGGAAGCAGAAGGUCGCUUUGAAGGCAUACCGGAAUGGAUCGAUGAGCCGCAAGAGGUUCCUCCUGACCUCGUUAAUGCGGGGGAUUUACUAGAUGCGUUUGACCCUGAUGUCGAGGAAUUAGUUGGAGCAUGGCGCGGUCCCAGCCCUACAGGAUUCGACGACAACAAUUCUUACUUUUAUGAUGAUUAG
Molecule: messenger RNA, 1509 nt
Organism: Rhizoctonia solani
Lineage: Eukaryota; Fungi; Basidiomycota; Agaricomycetes; Cantharellales; Ceratobasidiaceae
Product: transcription initiation factor IIB
Exons: 3
Coding region: 1-1509 (502 amino acids)
Source: RefSeq, a predicted model, not a curated record